This is a messenger RNA of Periconia digitata, 714 nucleotides long. NCBI's taxonomy places the organism in Eukaryota, Fungi, Ascomycota, Dothideomycetes, Pleosporales, Periconiaceae. The record is from the annotation of a GenBank genome assembly.
AUGGCCCGUACAGUCGUAGGCUCGGCGGUGGUAGUCCGCGAAAAGUACUACUGGCCCGACUCGAUCCUCAACAUCUGGUUCAUCGUCAUGCUAGCAGCCACGGGCACCAUUCUAGGCGUCAACGCACAAUUCAUGAUGAUCCAAAGCCAAAUGAGAUUGGGAACGCCGUGGAUCAUGCCGUACGGCGUCUCGGUCGGGGUCAUCGCUCUCAUCUUCUUCGCCAUCAUGAUGGCUCUUAUUUCCCAGCGACGCCUUCUUCCCGGCGUCGUGAUGCUGUUCUCGUUUAUUCUGCUUGUGCUGUUCAUUGCCGGCGUCGUGGGGACGGCUAUGCAGCUUUUUGGCGGGAACAAUGUGAAUAAUCAGUGUAACCGGUUUGUGGGCAAUAUGAAGCAGUAUGGGGCAAAUGUGAAUACGUUGGCUUGGUUGCAGCAGCAGAAUAUCUGUCAAUGCUGGCAAGCCGUCUUUGCGUUUUACAUUGUGGGAUCUGUCUUCCUGGUCUGGAUGAUGUUCAUCGCGUUCAACGUCAAUCGGAACCAGUACGAGUGAAACGGGAGAAGAAGACGGUAGUUGCGCUCCGUCUCUCUUUGCUUCUUCAUCUUCUCUCCAUCAUCCGUUUGCCGCAAGCGAUCUUUUUUCUUCUUCUUUUCUUUCUCUUUAUAACGUACAUGUAUAUACCCCCUAGUACAAUUUUACGAAUGCGCUGUUUUUCUUUCU